Messenger RNA from Paraglomus brasilianum, 5547 nucleotides. The record is from the annotation of a GenBank genome assembly. Lineage: Eukaryota; Fungi; Glomeromycota; Glomeromycetes; Paraglomerales; Paraglomeraceae.
AUGCCGAGGAAGACCAAAGGAGGGUCGUCGGCUGACGAAAAGGCUGACCUCACCACCAUACAAAACCCAACUCAAGAUUCCAUAGCCUCAGUACUAAAAGAACGUUUCCAACAAGUUAUCAUAUACACUCGCAUCAACUCUUCUGCCCUUGUGGCCGUAAAUCCAUACAAAGACCUACCCAUCUUCUCUGACGCUACUGUGCAAGAGUAUGUUGCUGACUAUAAAGACACUUCUGGACAACGAUCUCAACUACCUCCUCACGCCUUCCAGAUUGCGUCACAGGCCUAUUUGCAUAUGCGAAGAACUGGACAAGACCACGGUGAAACCGGAAGUGGUAAAUCGGAAACACGAAAACUAGCUGUCAAAUUAUUAGCGGGUAUAAGUUCACAUCAAAAGAAGGAAUCACGCGUACUAUCCCAAAUACCCAAUUCCGAAUUUAUUCUCGAAUCAUUUGGCAAUGCAAAAACACUAAAAAACGCAAAUGCGUCUCGAUUUGGAAAAUACACUGAACUACAAUUCAACGAGAGAGGGCGUUUAAUUGGAGCAAAAACAUUAGACUAUUUGCUGGAAAAGAACAGAGUUACAAAAGUUGCGGCGAACGAGAAAAACUUCCAUGUAUUUUAUUACUUAAUAGCAGGAGCAUCAAAUGAUGAAAAGACUCAUUUGCGACUAGCCGAUCCCUCGCAGUAUCGUUACCUCAACGUCAGCAAGAUGAGAGGAACAAAUGCCAAUGAUGCCGGAAAAUUCGGCGAGUUGAAGCAAGCAUUAAAAGCGUUAGGAUUUCACAGAAAACAUGUCGCACAGACUUUUCAAUUAUUAGCCGCAAUUCUACAUCUCGGUAAUAUACAAUUCGUAGACGAUCCUACUAAACAACAGGAUGCUGCAAGUGUAAAGAAUUUCGAUCUUUUAGACCUGGUGGCUGAUUUCUUGGGCGUUCAAAGCCGGUCGUUGGAAACCGUUCUGACUUACAAAACAAAACUCAUAAAAAAAGAAAUGUGCACAAUCUUCCUUGAUGCCGAAUCUGCUGCUGCCCAAAGGGACGACCUGGCAAAAGUAUUGUAUUCGCUUUUAUUUAGCUGGAUAGUCGAAUAUAUUAACACUAAACUAUGUCAUGACGACUUUGCCAGUUUUAUUGGCAUACUAGACCUUCUUGGCUUCCAAAACCAGACUACAAACUCGCUGGAUCAAUUUUGCGUAAACUUUGCAAAUGAGAAAAUGCAUAAUUUUGUUCUGCACCAAAUAUUCGAAGCCAACACCGAAGAAUAUCAAUCGGAAGGCAUUAACAUUCCAAACGUACCCUUUUUCGAUAAUUCCGAAUGUUUGCGCAUGCUAGUCAAACCAUCAACCGGAAUAAUUGCAAUAAUGGAUGACCAAGCGAAUAAAUCAACCCGCAAGACUGACCACACAAUGCUCGAUGCCUUCAACAAAAAGUAUUCAGACCACAGCUCGUAUACACCAUCAGGCAAAUCGCUAAACGCCCUUCCAACGUUCAGCAUUCGACACUUUUGCGGACAGGUACAAUACGACGCAACUGGUUUCCUGGAAAAGAACAUCGAUAACGUGAGCGGUGAUUUUGUAGCCUUGUUCCGUGGUGGAGGCGAUACGGUGUCAUCGUACAACACGUUCAUCCAAGAUUUGUUCACCGACGAAGCCGUUACCACAGAGUCUCAUCCUCGUAGCGAUAAUACUAUCGUUGCAGCUCAUCAGUCGGUUAAACCGAUGCGUGCUCCGUCCAUGCGUCGUAAGAAGGAUCAAAAAACUGCUCCCGAGGAGGAUUCAUCGUCGCAACCCAAAGCUACAUGUGUUGCCACUCAAGUUCGUUCGGCCCUUGAUGAAUUGUGUGAAACGCUAGAAGCGACUACCCCUUGGUUCGUGUUUUGUAUACGCUCGAAUGAUUCUCAGUUGCCUAAUCACUUUGAUCAGAAGGUUGUUAAAGCCCAAGUAAAGUCAUUCGGGAUACCAGAAAUAGUCAGCAAGUUAGCUACAGAAUAUACUAUCACAUAUACACACGGAGAAUAUUUGAAGAGGUAUUCUGGUAUCCUGGAUUCAAUGAAUAUUGAACAAUCGAGAGAUGUCAAAGCAAAGAUUGAAGCGGCCGCGACUAUUUUCGGAUGGAGCGCUUCUGAGCUGGCUGUUGGCAAGACAAAGGUCUUCUUGAGCGAAAAGGCCUGGCGUGAUUUAGAAGAUAAUCUCCGCAGCAUGGACAGCGAAGAGAAACGCCGCAAAAAAGAGGCCAAAGCAGCCCCCCCGCCCGUAGAUUACAACCGUGCCGACGAUGCGAUUUCUCAACGCUCCUUCCCUUCCAGUCAAGCUCUCUAUGCCAAUAGACCUCGUGGAUAUGAUAACCAAUCAUACAUUUCUGGCGACGAUGUUCGGUCGUACAUGUCUGAAGAUGAUUAUUACCCAGAAGACUAUUCUGCAUACGACGAUACUACCUCAGAGGUUUACGCGCCAUCGCAUAAUAUGUUUAGAGAACUAGAAACAAAGAAAAUGCUAGACGAUGAAAAGGAUAUCGAAGAGGAGAUUGAAGAGCCAAAGACGACAGCUGCAAGGAGAAAGUGGGUGGUUAUCACAUGGUUGCUCACCUGGUGGGUGCCCCCCUGUUUCCUUAAUUGGUGUGGCGGAAUGAAACGAAAGGACAUUCAGAUGGCGUGGAGAGAGAAGGUUGCGUUAUGUUUUUUCAUAUUUCUCUUCUCUGCCAUUGUCAUUUUUAUGAUUGCUGUAUUGGGUAGACUCAUCUGUCCGACAGAGUUUGUAUUCAAUGAUUCAGAGUUGUCUGGAGAUAACGCACUUGCCGAGAUACGUGGUGAAGUAUUUAAAUUGAACGAGUUUGCCCCGAGGCAUUACCCGACAGGUUUGGUAGAUGUGAAAGCGAUAAUGGCAUAUGGAGGAAAGGAUGCUACCAAUUUAUUCCCGGUUCAAGUUAGCGCUCUAUGUGGAGGGUAUACUGCCGACGGUGUGAGCGAGGCUGUGACUUUCGACGCUUCAAAUUCUACCGCACUUGACCAAAAUUCAGUCUAUCAUGAUUUCCGGUAUUCGACUACUGAUUACCGAAAAGAUUGGUAUUACGAAAAGAUGAUUGAAUUGAGAGCUAAUUAUUUGGCUGGACAAAGGGCAUACUCGAGCAAGCUAGUCAAGUCACUAUCUUUCAAGAAACAAAUAGCAAUUCUGAACGACAAAGUCUUUGACCUUACAUCGUACGCACAGGGAGGUCGUCGCCUAGUGGGACCCAACAAUCAGGACCUAACGGGCUCUAGCACAGACUUUAUUCAUCCAUUGAUUGUAUCACUGUUUCAGACAGAUGCCGGUACCGAUAUUACAAAGAAAUUCAAUAACCUUGGCCUCGACCCCGACGUACAAACAAGACAGGAGAUAUGUUUGCGUAACUUAUUCUACAAGGGUGUAGUCGAUCAUCGUUCCUCACCUCAAUGUUUAUUCUCGAGAUACAUUCUUCUUGUAUUCACUGGAUUCUUGGUAGCAGUUAUCAUCUUUAAAUUUUUGGCUGCUUUGCAACUCGGAGCUAAGCGUGAACCAGAAGAACAUGACAAAUUUGUCAUCUGUCAGAUUCCAUGCUAUACUGAAGGAGAGGAUUCACUGAGAAAGACCCUGGAUUCAUUGGCUGUCUUGCGAUAUGACGACAAGAGAAAGCUUUUGUUUAUUAUUUGCGAUGGUAUGAUUGUCGGUAGCGGUAACGAUCGUCCAACUCCGGCUAUUGUGUUGGAAAUUCUCGGCGUUGACCCUAAUCUCGAUCCCGAACCAUUGAGUUUCUUGUCUCUUGGCGAUGGUACUAAGCAGCAUAAUAUGGGCAAAGUAUAUUCUGGAUUGUACGAAUGCAACGGGCAUGUAGUUCCAUAUCUGGUGGUUGUCAAAGUUGGAAAACCUGGUGAGCGCGCUCGUCCCGGUAAUCGUGGUAAACGUGAUUCUCAGAUGGUUUUGAUGCGAUUCCUCAACAAAGUCCACUUCAACGCGGAAAUGACACCCCUCGAAUUAGAGAUUUAUCAUCAAAUCAAGAACGUUAUUGGAGUCAACCCCAGUUUCUACGAAUAUAUUUUAAUGGUGGACGCUGAUACCGAAGUCUUACCCGACUCGUUGAACCGUCUUGUCUCGGCUUUCAUGCAUGAUACACGAGUCAUGGGAUUGUGCGGUGAGACGACCUUGGCUAACGAGAAGGACACUUGGGUUACUAUGAUUCAAGUGUACGAAUAUUAUAUUUCUCAUCACUUGGCAAAGGCGUUCGAAUCUCUCUUUGGAUCAGUAACCUGUUUGCCAGGAUGUUUUUGUAUGUAUCGUGUACGCACGCCCGACACUCACAAGCCAUUGUUGAUCAGCAACGGAGUAAUAGAUGACUAUGCCGAGAAUCGUGUUGAUACUCUUCACAAGAAGAAUUUACUUCAUCUUGGUGAAGACCGUUACCUAACUACUCUGAUGAUGAAGCAUUUCCCCCAUAACAAGAUGACUUUUGUGCCUGAUGCCCAGUGUAAGACGAGCGCUCCCGAUACAUGGACCGUGUUGAUAUCUCAGCGUCGUCGAUGGAUUAACUCCACUGUGCAUAAUCUUAUGGAAUUGGUCUUUUUGCCUCAGCUCUGUGGUUUUUGCUGUUUCUCUAUGCGUUUCGUGGUCUUGCUUGACUUAUUCGGUACCAUUGUUAUGCCUGCUACGGUGGCUUAUCUUGCAUAUCUAAUAUACUGCAUUAUUGUCGAUCCGACAACUAUUCCAAUUACCUCACUUGCAUUACUGGGUGCAGCGUACGGUUUGCAGGCUAUUAUAUUCAUCUUGAGACGCAAAUGGGAACACGUUGGAUGGAUGAUUGUAUAUAUUCUGGCUAUUCCGGUGUUUGCUUUUUAUCUACCAAUAUACGCCUUUUGGCACUUUGAUGACUUUUCAUGGGGUAACACACGUAUGGUAGUUGGCGAGAGAGGUAAGAAGAAAUUAGUAGCAGACGAGGGCAAGUUUGAUCCAAAAAGCAUACCAAAAAAGAAGUGGUCAGACUAUGAACAAGAACUGUGGGAAGUCAAUUCAGAAGAGUCAGUACAGACAAGAGUGUCAGAUAAAUCAUACCGAAGUCAUACCUCAAAGAAAGCUGGUUCAGUUGCUGGUUCGAAAUUUGGAUCUGCAUAUGGAGACUUCCAUGAAGAAUAUGGUCAGCGUGCUAGGUCUCGAUCACCAGCUCCGCGUUAUACAGGGGAUGAUCGUCGCACUUCACGUGCGUUAUCAAACGUUGCAUCUCAGCAUCCAGGCGACUACACGUCACAACGGGGCUCGCAAUACUUGUCGAGUCGAGCUGGAGAGUAUGAAUAUUUUGGCGGCAACUCUAGACCCGUAAGUACGGCAGAGGGUGGUCACUAUGCUAGAGAUAUUGUUCCUGCUGAACCAAGCGAUGAUGAGAUCCUUCAAGAGAUAAGAAGUAUCCUCUCAGCAGCAAAUCUCAUGACUGUAACCAAGAAACAAGUACGCGAUGAGCUCUCUAUGCGGUUUGGAUUUGAUAUGAAUUCAAAGAAAGAGUACAUUAAUAACUGUAUAGAAUUGUUUUUACAAGGAAAAUUGUAG